Messenger RNA from Callorhinchus milii (elephant shark), 2398 nucleotides. RefSeq names its product macrophage-expressed gene 1 protein-like. Lineage: Eukaryota; Metazoa; Chordata; Chondrichthyes; Chimaeriformes; Callorhinchidae. The coding region runs from base 142 to 2352 and encodes 736 amino acids. The record is from RefSeq and is a predicted model, not a curated record. The transcript is spliced from 2 exons.
UUGGUUUGGAUGCUCUUAUUCAUGGUCACCGGUUUCAAUUCCGCGUGUGUCAGUUACAUGGCUGACCACAAAAAAGGAAGUAUCUUGUGUUUGGUGUUUAUGUGAAGUGGAGAGGAGAGCAUCCCAGUACAGAUCACAGCCAUGUCAUUGAGAACUGUGGCUGUGUUUUUAUUGCUCCUUCCCAAUCUGGAGUUUGGUGUCCAGGGGGGCAGCAUCAAAUCAACAACAGGAGAUGGGCUGAACGACUGUAAACAGACCCAUUCCAUCCCAGUACUGGAGGUGCUUCCUGGCGGAGGCUGGGAUAAUCUCAGGAAUGUGGACAUGGGCCGUGUGAUGGACACCAGCUACCAUCAGUGCAAAACUACCGAGGACGGCGCGUAUCUCAUCCCAGAUGAGAUCUAUGUGAUCCCCCGAAAACACAGUGAAUUGGAUAUCAACUCGGAGAUCAUCAACAAUUGGAUGGAUUACACAAGCUCCACCGCAUCUUCGGUGAACGAACAAGUCUCCUUCUUACCCUUCCUGAACGGCAAGUUCUCCACCGACAGCCAGAGGGUCAGGACUCAUCAAGCGAAUGACAAGACGGUCACGGCCAGGAUUCAGGUCAGGAAUUCAGUGUACACAGUGAAGGCCUCGGCCUCAUUCCAACUCGACUCCAGAUUCAAGCAGCAGCUGUUGGCGAUCGGUAGCCAUUUGGAGAACAACCACAGCAGUGCUGCCAGCUACUUCACUGAGAUGCUGAUUGUCAACUAUGGCACACAUGUCCUCACUAACCUGGACGCUGGCGCUAAUCUGCUGCAGGAAGAUCAGGUGAAACAGACCUUCGUGUCGGACACCAGGAACAGCAAGUCCUCGGUCACCGCCUCUGUCGGCAUCUCCUUUUUUCAGAAGGUUAAUGUCGGGGCCGAGGGCUCGGACAACAGCACAGACCAGUUCACGAAGCGCUACGUGGCCAACAGAACCCAUUCCCGGAUAGAGAGCCACGGCGGCCUGGCCUUCUACCCCGGGAUAACCCUACACAAGUGGCAGGAAUCCAUCGGGAACCGCCUGGUGGCCAUCGACAGAUCCGGACCGCCGCUGCACGUCUUCAUCAACCCCCUGACGCUGCCCGAGCUGCCCGAGCCCACGGUCUACAAAGUGUCCCGAGCCGUGGAGCGCGCCAUCGCCCUGUACUACACCGUCAACACCCACCGCGGCUGCGUCAGCCCCGACUCCCCCAACUUCGAUUUCAAGGCCAACGUUGACGAUCACUCGUGUGAGAGCGCAGCCACGAACUUCACCCUCGGGGGUCUGUACCAGGACUGCGCGGCUGUGUCGGGGGUCGAUGCCCAGUCUCUGUGCCAAACCCUACAGCAGAGAAACCCGCUGACGGGGGGUCUGAGCUGCCCCGAGGGCUUCACUGCGGUGCGGCUCGGCUCCCAGGUCCUGGAGCAGAGCUACAGUCGGUACGAGUGUCGGCGCCGCUGUGACUCCUGUUAUUUGCUGUUGGAGUGUUGUGAACAGACCUGUGGAGACAUUUACCGGGUACGGAGAGCGCGCUUCACCGCCUAUUGGUGCGCGGCCCACGGGCCGGUCCCCCGGGCCUCGGGGCUCAUGUUCGGGGGUCUGUACACGCGGAGCAGCGACAACCCGCUGACCGGCUCCCGGUCCUGCCCUCCCGCCCACUACCCGCUCUCUCUCUUCCUCUCCCUGAAGGUUUGCGUCAGCGACGACUCUGAGCUCGGCUUCCGUUACUCGGUGCCAUUCGGGGGAUUCUUCAGCUGUGAGAGCGGGAACCCUCUGGCGGACACGGCCCCCCGCGCCCCCCCGGGGUCACUGCAGAGCUUUGUCCAACCGCCCCCGAGGGGUCACAGCCAAAGCUGCCCCCGAGGCUUCAGUCAACACCUGGCGACCGUCAGCCAGUCCUGUCAGGUCCUGUACUGCGUCAAAGCCGGAGUCUUCACUGGGGGGAAGUUGCCCCCCGUCCACCUGCCCCCCUUCUCCCGCCCGCCCGGCCUGACCAGCACCGACACCGACACCGACACGGUGCUCGUGCUGGGCGAGUCCCGGCCCUGGGUCAGGGUGCAGGGAUCACACGCGUGGAGACGGACAGAGGCGGCUCAGGGAGACCCCGGUGACCAGGGGAGGGAGGCUUCCCCCCGGGCAGGAGCGGCGGUGGGGAUCGCUGUGGCCGUGGCCGUCGCGGUGCUGCUUUUGAUGGGUUUCGCAAUGUACCGCAUCAAACGGUCCCGGAGCAGAGGUUACCGGGCACUCGGUACCCCACAGGCCCCCGGGGACGAGCAUAGCUGCGGCAGCUAUGGGACAACAGAGGCUGACAGCAUCCUCCUCCCCGGCUCCCAGCGCGCCACAGUCUGAAAUAAUAUUGAGAAUGAUCUUUGCAUUUAUAUCGUGGAGACGUCCC